Dipodomys spectabilis (banner-tailed kangaroo rat) is the source of this 1149-nucleotide messenger RNA. RefSeq names its product blood vessel epicardial substance (gene Popdc1). The record is from RefSeq and is a predicted model, not a curated record. The coding region runs from base 8 to 1090 and encodes 360 amino acids. Gene Ontology annotation, cellular component: sarcolemma. The transcript has 7 exons. Gene Ontology annotation, molecular function: cAMP binding. Lineage: Eukaryota; Metazoa; Chordata; Mammalia; Rodentia; Heteromyidae.
UUUCGACAUGAAUUAUACAGAGUCUAGCCUGCUGGCAGAACCAACUGUAAUAGGUUUUACGUCUGAGUUAGAAAGCGUCACCCCUGUGCCUUCCAAUGAGACAACGUGUGAAAACUGGAGAGAAAUACAUCAUCUCGUUUUUCAUGUAGCGAAUAUUUGUUUUGCAGUUGGUUUGGUUAUUCCAACUACUCUUCACCUUCAUAUGAUACUUCUCAGAGGAAUGUUAACCAUAGGAUGUACCCUUUACAUCGUCUGGGCCACACUCUACCGAUGUGCCUUGGAUAUAGUGAUCUGGAACUCCGUGUUCCUGGGGAUCAACAUUUUGCAUCUUUCUUAUCUUUUGUACAAGAGAAGACCGGUCAAGAUUGAAAGAGAACUCAGUGGCAUCUACCGGCGAUUGUUUGAACCACUCAGGGUGCCUCCGGAUUUGUUCCGAAGAUUAACUGGACAGUUUUGUAUGAUCCAGACCUUGCGAAAGGGCCAGACAUAUGCUGCAGAGGAUAAGACCUCAGUUGAUGACCGUCUGAGUAUCCUGCUGAAGGGAAGAAUGAAGGUCUCCUAUCGAGGGCAUUUUCUGCAUAACAUUUACCCCUGUGCCUUUAUUGAUUCUCCUGAGUUUAGAUCAACCCAGAUGCACAAAGGUGAAAAAUUCCAGGUCACCAUUGUUGCAGAUGAUAACUGCAGAUACUUAUGCUGGUCAAGAGAAAGAUUAACUUACUUUCUGGAAUCAGAGCCUUUCCUAUAUGAAAUAUUUAGGUAUCUUAUAGGAAAAGACAUUACAAAUAAACUCUACUCAUUGAAUGAUCCCACCUUGAAUGAAAAGAAAGCUAAGAAGUUGGAGCACCAGCUCAGCCUGUGCGCACAGAUCUCCAUGCUGGAGAUGAGGAACAGUAUGGCCAGCUCCAGCGACGGCGAAGACGGCCUACAGCAGUUUCUGCGGGGUUCCUCCAGCGUGUCCUCUCUCCCCUUGUCCUCCCCACACCAGCGAGCUUCUGCCAAGAUGAAGCCCAUUGAAGAAGGGGUGGAAGACGAUGAUGAGGUAUUUGAACCAGUGUCUCUAAAGACGCUUCAAGCCCAUCAGUUGCCUUGAUCAGAAUUGAAGCUAUCAAGCUGGAAGUUAUCCUGAAGAGAUCCUGAGAAAUACCAGCC